This is a messenger RNA of Vespa mandarinia (Asian giant hornet), 1463 nucleotides long. RefSeq lists its product as uncharacterized. NCBI's taxonomy places the organism in Eukaryota, Metazoa, Arthropoda, Insecta, Hymenoptera, Vespidae. The record is from RefSeq and is a predicted model, not a curated record.
UGUAGCAUUAUCAUUCUAUGUGUAGAGAAGAAACCCCGGGCAAAUUAACUGUUGGUAUUGGAAAGCAACAGAAACCGUUAAAGCUCGAAUUUUUAUAAUUGUCUGAAUAUACUUUAAUUGAAGAAUACGAAGAUAAUUCUGUGAUGGGUAAUUAUACGAGUAAGUUUCUUUCUCAUGAUAGUGUGGAAGAAAAUAAUACAAAUGUGACUGAAACUGUAGAACAAUCAAAUCUUGUAAAAGAAUGUAAUACGAUUACUCCAUCAACUACGCAAAAAAAAUUGAUGAUAGAUCCUAGAUCAAUUACUGCCGAGAUAUGUCGAACACCAAUAAAGAUACAUUGUACACCAUCUAAGAAUACAAGAAUGGGAGUUGAUGUAAUACCAAAACAUAUGCAGAGAAAACCAUAUUUAGAAACCAAUUUUGAUACAACAAUAUCACCUUUGACAUUAAACAAAUAUCUGGAUCCAAGAUCACCAAAUAUAGAUCAGCCCAGAACACCAAUUUUGGUUGAAAAUUUUACAUCUUGCAAAACACCAACUACUAAAUUGAAAAAUAAUGCAAAAGUAUUACCAUCAAUGAAUUAUGCAAGUUUAGGAUUUGAUCCGAGAUCUCCAUCUACAGAUUUUGAUAGAACUCCAAUUCUUAUCCAAAAAACAACUAAAUAUUUAAAAAUAGAAUCCAAAGAAAAUUUAGAACUAUAUAGUGAAACAGAUAAUCAUCAAAGAUUUUUGUAUUGUGAAACAACAUCGUCUAAUACACCUGAAAUAUUAGCUUUGGUGGAUGAAACAUGUGAAGCAAUAAAAUCUUUGCAAAAUGUUUCUAAAAGUACAGAUAAAGAAGAAUUGCAUGUAAGUGAAAAUACUAAUCAUAUUAGUAAUGGAGAUGAUAAUAAUGAUAAUACUUGUAGUCAGAAAAGCUCGCAAAAUGAAAAUGUCACAAGAAUAAAUACUAUUAAAAUAUGGAGAGAUUCAAUGUUAUCAGAAAGUUUGGAGCAGUCUGAGAUUAAUGAAAUUAAUGAUCAAGAAAAUGAUGAAGAGAAAUUUUCAUGCUCAUCUAAAGAAGAAAUUGAAGCUAUAUUUGGUGAUGAUGUAAUGAAAGGUAGUACACCAAUAUCUGAACAACUUAAAAUUGAAAUUGAAAAUAAAAAUGUACAAGAUACAUUGGAGAACAGAAAGAAAACAAAUGGAAAAACUUUUAUACCAUAUAAUUCAAAUAUAAAUGAGAAGAAACGAACACCUCUCAGAAAUAGGUGUAAUAAUGCACAAUUAGAUACAAUAUUGACUAAAUCCCCUCAACAUAUGUUACAGAAUAAAAAUUUCAGUAAUAUAAUACAACAUGAAAAUACAUCACCCCAUAAAAAAUCUUAUGCUAAAUCAAAAUUUAAAGGAAUUCAGUGGGAUGUGAAUUCUACAGUUAUUAUUUAAAUAAUUAUAUGUAAAUAUAAAAUAAGUUUUAAUUUUAUA